AUGGCUCUCGAACUUUAUAUCCCAUUCACCCUAACCAAAGUACAAACUUUUUGUGGAUUUAUUCUAAGUUUCUUGGGUAUUGGAUGGUUCUUUUUCUUAUCAGCUGUCAUAAGAUAUAAUGCAUCAAGACAGAUCAGAAAAACUAAUUCAGUACCAGUUUUAGAGACUAUAUUACCACUUAAUGUAAUUGAUGUUUUUAAUCUGUUGCGUAUAAAGAGAACAUUGUUAACGGUAGUUACUUGCUUACUGGUGACACUUGGUAUAGCACUCACACAGUUUGAUAGUAUGAUUGUUGUAAAUACUAUCGGUUAUGUUGAAUCAUGUAAGUCAACUGUUGAAACAACUCGGGUACAAAUAACCACAGAGGAUUUUCAGGUUGCAGUUGCAUCAUACGCUGAAACAGAUGCAAUGGUACAAAAAAGAAACAAAAGUGGAGUUCCAAGUGGAGUACUAGUAGGACAUAUUCCAUAUGGCUCUAGUUGGAAAUUUGAUGCUGAAUAUGAUGUUGAUCCUUACCCAUGGAGAAGUUCAUGUUCAAUUUACGCGUCAGGAACAACUAAUGUAAAUAUGAACACUUCUAUAAGUUUCUUUGAAUUGUACCAAAACAGUGACUUGCGUAAAUUAUUGCCAGAAGUACACACUAAUUACGUAUUUGGUAAUAGUCCUUAUGGCUACAAUCACACGAGAAGAAAUUUUAGGACAUAUGUACAUUUCAAUCGCACCGGAAAUGAUCCUGAACCAACAGGAACUGGUUUGUUAACACUAAUAAUAGAAGAGUUUACACGGGGGAACGUUAGUGAGGUUGGAGCUGGAGUUAUACACAGGCUAUGGACACUUAGAGUACCGCAAGAAUACAGAUUGCCUUACCAUCGAAAUAAUCCAUCAAUGACUGAAAUUGUAUCGGUACCCAUUGUUGUUAAGGCACAUACGUGUGAGGUAACACGUAUUAAAGUUGGUAGUCAGGGCAGUGUCAAUUUAUUAGGUGAAAUUGCUGUUGCUUUGAAUGUAGCAGGUGAACUGAUUGGAAGAAAAUAUUUGACAGCACAAAUCAAAGGUACUGAUGAUACAAUAUUGGAGUAUACACCAGAGUAUUGGGCAUCAUAUAUGGAAGUGAGAGAUACAAUGACAGCAAGUGAUUCAGAUGUACCCGUACGAGUGAAUCUUGGAUGUAUUUCAAUUCAUCCCGUAUAUGUUUUCUUAGUACUCAUAUAUAUAUUAUUUAUUUUCAUUGGAAUCAUAUUAUUGUGGAUAAUAUAUAGGAAUGGGUUGGAAAUACCAGCUAGUACUGUUAGUUGGGUUAUUCAUGCUUGCAAAGAAUCUAACUUACCCAAAGAAAAACAAUUCACCAAGGCAGUCAAGCAAGCUGAAUUCAGAGGUCUUACUGAUGAUAAUAUUAGAAUUUUUUACGAAAAUGAUGAACCAACAGUACGAUGGUCACGUGAUUUUCGGGUUUACGAGACGUGGGAACAAAGCAAACCAAACUAA
This is a messenger RNA of Entrophospora candida, 1485 nucleotides long. The record is from the annotation of a GenBank genome assembly. Lineage: Eukaryota; Fungi; Glomeromycota; Glomeromycetes; Entrophosporales; Entrophosporaceae.